AUGACAGUUAAAGGUGUGAAGAAGGACUCACACGCGGACCAGGCGAAGAUCCAGCCGAAGUGGGUUGUGACGCACGUCCAGGGACAGCCUUUACCCGAAGAGUUUCACGAUGCCAUGAUGCGAAUCUUUGAGGUGGUCAGGGCGCUUCCGGACAAGUGA
This is a messenger RNA of Symbiodinium pilosum, 159 nucleotides long. Lineage: Eukaryota; Dinophyceae; Suessiales; Symbiodiniaceae. The record is from the annotation of a GenBank genome assembly.